Messenger RNA from Plutella xylostella (diamondback moth), 1311 nucleotides. It is a transcript of the gene gdl, whose product is annotated as gonadal protein gdl. NCBI's taxonomy places the organism in Eukaryota, Metazoa, Arthropoda, Insecta, Lepidoptera, Plutellidae. The record is from RefSeq and is a predicted model, not a curated record.
UGGCAGAAAGUGACAUAAAUAAAGUCGUAAACAAAAACAAAGUUGUUCAACUUGUUCAUUUAUUUACAGCGUUUAUUAUAUUUUACAAAACUAUUAGUUUUAAACUUAAAACUGAUGCCCCAUUAUUACAAAUGAUUGUUUAAAACAUAGAAUAUGGAUCAAGAAGAACCGACACCCGAAGCACUACAACGAAAAUUAUACUUUUUACUUGAACAACUUCAAGAAAUGGCGAGGGAGCUCCCACCGAAGUAUCAAAUGAGGGUCCCUAUAGAGCUGUUGUCAGGAUUAGCAAAUUGCCUUCUUAAUGAUACAAUAUUUGAAAUAGUUAAAGGAUUAAUGGAAAUUCAACAUGUGACGGAAAAACAUUUGUUUCAACAAAGAUUGCAAGUUCAGAAUAAACAUACAUUGGAAAUUCAAAACAUGAUAAACUCAACACAAAGUACGGAAGAGCAAGAACUACAGAGGACAAUUCUACUGAGAAGACAAAAGGAGGAAAUGAAACAAACUGAUAUGAAAUUAGUUAUGCAAUUAGACCAGAAGGUGAGUGAUCAGCAAGUGACGCUGGAGAAGGCUGGGGUGCCAGGAUUCUUUGUAACCAACAAGCCCAUAGAGAUCAAAGUUCAAAUGCAUCUACUGGAUUUUAUUCUAAGACUAAGCAAUAUGACCUUUCAGUGCUGAUAUCUAAGUGGCUUACUAGUUUGUCAAGUCUUAUAAAUAUGUGGGCACAUUAUGUAAGUAAGUGUAAUUUAUAAAUAAUAAAUGCGAAGAGAACCUUAUAAGAAAUUUAUUUAAAAAAUUUAAGCCUUACAAAAAAACAAUUUCAUACAACAUUAGAACGUAAGAGAAGAUGAGAACGAUCAUCAGUUAAUGAGACAAUGAUUAACAUUUCAGAAACAAUAAAAUUGUGCACAUAUAACAACUUGUCAGGUAGGUAUUUAAAAAUACAUAAGCUUUAAUCUGAAAAAGUUGCUAUCAAAAUAUGCUGGUUUUACAAGUUAAAGACCUAAUGUUAACAACAAAUUUUAUUUUACAUAAGUUAGUAAGAACAUUCAAAUACUUAUAAACCAGAUUAAUAUAACUUGUUUGUAAUGACUUCAGAAUUCAACAAAGUUCUGCCUCUGUUUGAUAAUACAGUUGCAGGCUCUAUGUAAAUUACAUAAUUUCGCCCAGACUUAUUAAAAUAACAAUAACAUUAACUCAAAGAUACACAAACAUAUUCUAUAUAAUUAUACAUAUUUUUGUGCCUGGUAGGUACUUUUAUUUGUGCUAUACAUACAUACAUUAGUAAGUUUAUGCAAACUGUGUUUUCCU